ACUACUCCCGCGACGCAUCGCCCAGCUACGACUACCGCAGGGGCCAUGAUCGGGACCGUGAGGACUCCUACCGAAGGAAAGGCAGCAGGCGUAAGCACAAACGAAGGCGGCGUAGAACCAGGUCCUAUAGCCCAUCCUCCUCGGUGAGUACUUCAAUUCCCGAGCCUGCUCUUCCCCCCCCCAAUCCCUUCACCUAUCUCUUCCUCUACACGCUUCUGUCUCUCUUUCUCUGUAAUGUUUUUCUUUUCCACAGCCCCAGGAUUUGGUAAGUAAUAAACUCCUUUGUUUUACGUUGUUUCUUUUUGUUGACGUUUUGUCUUUUAAUUGAAUAGUUCACCCAAAAAUGAAAAAUCAUUAGUCAUUUACUCACCCUCACGUUAUUCCAAACCUGCAUAACAUUUUUUUGUGGAACGCAAAAGGAGAAUGUCCGGUCCCAAUUCACUUUCAUUGUAUGAGGUAAAACAAGCAGUGAAUGGUGACUGGGGCUAACAUUCUACCUAACAUUUCCUUUAGUGUUCCACAGAAGACAGUCAGUCAUGCAGGUUUUUGUGAACAACAUGAGGGUGAGUAAAUAAUGACAGAAUUUUCAUUUUUGGGUCAACUAUCCUUUAAUAGUGGUAGUCCAAGUCUUGGAUUUCAGUGUUUAUAGUAAUGUCAAAUUAGGAAUUGGUCCCUUUUGAAAAGCCUCUAGAGAUUUUCUUAAUGAUUUGAUUUGUAUUGCUAACUAUGAAUUAAGUCGUAAAUGGGAGAGCCUCAGUAAUCGUAAUAUUUAUCUCUCAAUUCACAUUUAUAUUUUAUCUUGCUAUCUACACAACUAUAUACAUUUUCCCCACAAUUUAUAGAUGAGAAAAAAAGAAUUUUUACAUUCCACCCCUGGAGUCGUGAGUUUGAAUCCAGGGCUUGCUGAGUGACUCUAGCCAGGUCUCCUAAGCAACCAAAUUGGCCCGGUUGCUAGGGGGGUUAGAGUCACAUGGGGUAACUUCCUCAUGGUCGCUAUAAUGUGGUUCUCGCUCUCAGUGGGGCGCAUGGUGAGUUGUGCGUGGAUGUCAUGGAGAAUAGUGUGGGCCUCCACAUGCGCUAUGUCUCCAUGGUAACGCGCGCAACAACCCACGUGAUAAAAUGCUCGGCUUGACGGUCUCAGAUGCGGAGGCAACUGAGAUUUGUCCUCUGCCACCCGGAUUGAGGCGAGUCACUACGCCACCACGAGGACUUAGUGCGCAUUGGGAAUUGGGCAUUCCAUGUUGGGGAGAAAAAGGGGAGAAAAUCAAAGCAAAAAAAGAAUUUUUAUAUUGUUCCAUAAUUUCAGCUGUUUUUAUUUUAUUUGUUGUCUGACAGUAGAGCAACUUUUUUUUAUUUUAUGGAUUUAUGUUCUGAAUAGCAAUGCUUUUACUCAUCUGCUUUUUAUUUAAUGAGUAAAUUUUGAUGCAGGUUGCCUUUUGUGACUUUUGUCAGGGCUGCUAGGCAGAGGGAUGAGGGGAGUUUUAAAGACAGCAAGAAGGGUGGGGUAAAAUUGUUAUCUUUGACUUGAUCCCUUGCACUAUAUCCCUAUCGUUAUAUAUAUCUCCUCACGUGGUGUCAUACGAUUCACCCCAUGAUCACCAAACCUACCUACAACAACUACAACACUGGUCAUCUUCGUCGCCGUGGCCACGGCUGCCCCCCUCCACUCUCCCUGCUCCGCCCACCUCCCCUCCUCCCUCUGUGGUCGUGGUGUGACCUGUGACCCUGGCUGGGGCUGAAAGCAGCGGAGUGACAGCGGGACACGGGCUCUGUGUGUGAGGGACGACGAGGAGGGUCACCUGAUCUGUCGGAGUGGCGACGUCCUGCAAGAGAGAUGUACACACUGCCACUACUACUACUCCUCUACUCCUAUCUCAUGAGAUCGUUAGCACUUUGGGCGAGGGCACCUUCGGGAGGGUGAUGCAAUGUAUUGAUCAUCGAAGGGGCGGAGCUCGUGUCGCUCUGAAGAUCAUCAAAAACGUAGAGAAGUACAAAGAGGCUGCACGGCUGGAGAUCAACGUACUGGAAAGAAUCAAUGAAAAGGAUCCUGAGAAUAAAAAUCUAUGUGUGCAGAUGUUUGACUGGUUUGACUAUCAUGGGCAUAUGUGUAUCAGUUUUGAGCUGCUGGCCCUCAGCACUUUUGACUUCCUCAAAGAAAACAAUUACCUGCCUUACUCCAUCAGCCAAGUGCGUCAUAUGGCUUACCAACUCUGCCUGGCUGUCAAGUUUUUACAUGAGAACAAACUGACCCACACAGACCUAAAACCAGAAAACAUCCUGUUCAUCAACUCUGACUUUACAAUGACAUACAACGUGGAGAAGAAGCGAGAUGAGCGUACUGUGAAAAGCACAGCAGUGAGGGUGGUGGAUUUUGGCAGUGCUACAUUUGACCAUGAGCACCACAGCACCAUUGUCUCAACCCGGCACUACAGAGCACCAGAAGUUAUUCUGGAAUUGGGUUGGAGUCAGCCGUGUGAUGUGUGGAGUAUUGGCUGCAUCCUCUUUGAAUACUACCUCGGCUUCACUCUUUUCCAGACUCAUGACAAUCGGGAGCAUUUAGCAAUGAUGGAAAGAAUUUUGGGCCCUGUUCCUUCCAGGAUGAUUCGUAAGACUAGGAAACAAAAAUAUUUUUACCGUGGGCGCCUGGACUGGGAUGAGAACUCCUCAGCAGGAAGAUAUGUCAGAGAAAACUGCAAACCUUUACGGAGAUAUCUUCUCUCUGAAGCUGAAGAGCAUCACCAGAUGUUUGAUCUGAUAGAGGCCAUGCUGGAGUACGAGCCAGCGAAGCGCAUCUCUCUCGCUGCAGCCCUGAAGCAUCCCUUCUUUCAGAGCAACAUCAGCACUGCUGACCAGACCGCCGGUAAAAGCUGGGAGGGAAGCCGCGACAUCAGUCGGUGACACAGAUAAACAAACGUCUCUAUCUUGCACCAACAUCCCUGAGGACUCGCAUGCCAAGAGAGUUGGAGCCGAAAUGACCUUUAUACAGUUUUACAGUUCAAGAGAAAUAAAACAUUUUAUGGCUGGUCGACUCACAGAGUUCUGCAUUUCGUGAUCAUCUUCCUAUAAUGUGAGAGCAACCUCUUGUCCUUAGGAGAAUAAGAGAACAUGGCUUAUAGAAGUUCCCAUAAACUGUCAUGCUUGUAACCGAUUUUUGAUUGGACAUUUCGAGGGAUUGCUGAAUGGUUAUGCCCUCUUUGGCAGGAAUUCAGUUCUUCCAGUGAACAGCCAGUUUUGGCUAAUGAUUCUUUUGGACAGCCAUACGCUGAGGGACAGUGGUUUGAAUCAUCGCAUUAGUCUGACACUCCUUUGAUUAAGAAAAUAACUGAGAGACCAUCAAAGCAAGUGUUAUAACUGUUACAAUGUAGUUAUUUAUUGGGCGGAUCCAUUUUAGCCCUUAGCUGAUAAAAAAAAAAAAAAUUGCAAAUGCAUCACAACCCACACACUCUUUGUUUUCGAUUAUUCAAACCAUGUAACAGAGCACGCAUUGUUCUGUUCUUUCUGUCCUUCACACACGUUUACAGUAUUUAUUUAGUUCUAACUGUCUAUCUUUUUGUGUCUUUGUAUGAAAUUUAAUGUAUAAAUGUGUAAAUAUGUUGUGACUAGAAUAAAGGCCCUAUCUGUC
This is a messenger RNA of Myxocyprinus asiaticus (Chinese sucker), 3622 nucleotides long. RefSeq names its product dual specificity protein kinase CLK2. The coding region runs from base 1921 to 2898 and encodes 325 amino acids. The transcript has 10 exons. Gene Ontology annotation, molecular function: protein tyrosine kinase activity; ATP binding. Lineage: Eukaryota; Metazoa; Chordata; Actinopteri; Cypriniformes; Catostomidae. Gene Ontology annotation, biological process: regulation of RNA splicing; protein phosphorylation. The record is from RefSeq and is a predicted model, not a curated record. Gene Ontology annotation, cellular component: nucleus.